AUUUGUUGUACAAAUUAUUAUAACCCAAGAUGAAGAAAGCUUUCAAUUCAGUGUUCAAGAACAAAUUAUCAACCGAGAAAGUUAAAGAUGAAGAUCAAGGAACCAACCUGGAUAAGGGUGAAUCUCGAUCUUCAUUAUCUAUCGGUGGUAACAGUUCUGGUGCAUUGAAAAAUCUGCCUCCAAUAGCAACGAGUAAAAAUAAAAGUACAAGUUCAACUACAUUACAAACCAAUAUGGAUAACUCGAUUAACUCAUCAAAAGUGAUCAAUUCUAAACAAGGUAAAACAUUAUCAACAACCUCUAGUGCAUUAUCAUCUGCAACAUCAACAACCGGAUCUCAUCAAUCAAUAUCAAACAAAUCCUCAUCAAAACAAAUCCAAAGGUAUGCCAGUCAAGAACUUGGACAAAUUGAAACAGGUUCAUCUUCACCCAAACAAAUAUCAUCUAGAAUAGCUAAUAACUGUAUUAAAAGUUCCCUUAGUAUUUCAUUAGAUAAAUCCCUUGACUCCAGACUAUCCUCUGUAUCUAAAGAACAAGGUUUAACACUUUUUUGUCCUUCUCCUGAUCAAAGUGAACCCAGUCAACCAAUAGUCACCUCACCAAGCUCAGAUGGUGAAGUAACUAACAAUUUACAUUACAAUAAUUGUGUCAACAACAAUAGCCCGAGUGUGCAUCUCAAUAAUAACUCAAGUGAAAGUGAUAAAUCAUCGGUUAAAUUUGAAAAACACCUUACCUCAUCAUCUGCUGCAAAAUCAAAAUUCAUGUCAACAGAGAGUGGGUUAGUUGCCGAGAAGAAAAUUGCUAAUUUACAAGAGUCACGUCGUUUACAAUCCACUGACAGGUCAUACGAGGAAAGGAUUGCUGCUAAAGAUGUUUCAGCUAAAUUAGAGUCACCGCUCGAAGGGAUCAAAGCUUCAUCCAAAUUGUCCUCUUACCGUCAAGAUGCUCGUGCAAUUAAACUUACAGACUCAUCAAUUACCUCUCAACAAUCAUCUUCUAAAUCAUCAGCAUUCAAAAUGUCAACUGAAGAACUAUCAACCGGGGGUAAGUCAAAAGCAUCUUUUGAAUCUCAAAGUUCAAUUCGAACGGAAGAAAAGAAUGUGAAAACCUCGAAAACUUCAUCAUCAACUUCAUCAACUCGUUACUUUGCAACAAAAUCCUCUUCUUCCACAAUAAAAUCAUCCAUUACUGGAGCUCGAGGAAGUAUUGGAGGUGACAAUGGAUCCAUCUCUUCUGAAUCACCAAUAAUAACUGAACCUUUAUCACCCUCUGAAAUUUCAUUUAACUCACCUUUUGACAUGGACUUUUCAAUGUUGAGUUUAACAUCUUCAGGUACAGAUCGAUUCUCUGAGCCUAGUACAGCCGAAACAAUGGCUUUCAACAAUUUGAUUGGGCGUAUUGCCUCAAAAUUUAAAUCAUUAGUUGAAUCAUUAAAAAACUGUGCCAAAGAAGAAUCAGUGGAAUUGUUAAAAUCAUUAAAUCGAGCCAUGGAAAAGGCUAUGGUUAACAGAAUUUCCCAAGAAAAAUUGUUUCUUCAAUUGUCUGAUUUACUGCGAACUAGUGGAGGAUUAGAUGUAAUCAUUGAAAAUUGUGGUCUUCAUGAGAUUGAUUCUGAAGUUAAAUUUCAAUCUGCCAAAUUAUUGGAGCAAACACUUUCCCCUGACAAUCGAGCCUACGUUGUGGACAAUGGUUUGAGUAAAGUUGUCUCAUUGGCAUGUCAAUACUCCAAUACAAAUGUUAUUGAUCAAGAGCGAGUGGGAACUGGAAUAUUGAACCAAUUGUUACAAAUUUCUGAGGAAACCUGUAAAGAUAUUAUACGAAAAGGAGGCCUCAAAGCAAUUGUUUAUCAAUGUAGAAACACUGACGAUGAAACAUUGAGACAUUGUGCCUCUGCAUUGGCUAAUCUAUCUCUUUAUGGGGGUCCUGAGAAUCAUGCAUCCAUGAUUAAGGAACAAGCUCCAAUGUGGUUAUUUCCAUUAGCUCAUCAUACAGAUGAUAACAUUGCCUACUAUGCGUGCCUUGCCAUCGCUACGUUGGUUGCCAAUAAAGAAAUAGAAGCAUCCGUACUUUCAUCUGGAACACAUGAACUCAUAGAACCUUUCAUUACGGAUCGAAGUCCCGAAGAGUUUGCCACACAUUCUAAUUGUCAUUCAAGGGGACAAUCAAAAGAGUGGCUUAAACGGUUAGCUUUAGUCUUGGAAUCGGAUCGAGAAGAGGCCCGCAGUUUAGCAGCCUUUCAUUUUGCCAUGGAAGCAUGGAUCAAGAAACGACGGGGAGAGACAAAAAUUUUUGAAGAUAUUGGUGUUAUCGAUAGAUUAAUGAGAGUUGCAAGCUCACCCAAUGCAACUGCCUCUAAAUAUGCCUGUCAAGCUCUCAAAUUCAUGGGUAAAUCGGUGCCUCAUAAAUUGUCCCAACAGGUUCCUCUAUGGACAGUUGCUGAUGUACUUGAAUGGCUUAAGCAAAUUGGCUUUGGUGAAUGGAUGUUGGCAUUCAAAAAUAGUCGAGUUGAUGGUGAUCUUUUAUUACAGUUAACAGAAGAUAUGCUUCGAUAUGAUUUAAAGAUGGAGAACGGCAUUCUCCGUAGACGUUUCAUUCGUGAAUUGGGUCACCUUAAAAGGAUUGCUGAUUACUCUUCUUGUGAUACACUUAACCUUUUUCAUCUUCUCUCCUCCUUGGGCCAAGUUUACCCUCAAUAUACUUACAACAUGCUUAAAGGUGGAAUCGAGAUUGAAACAGUUAAAUUUUUAAACGACGAUUUGCUGUUGAAAGAGUGUUUUAUUGAAAAUGCCAUUCAUCGAUAUAAAAUUGCAGAGGCCUUAAAAAAUUUGUCCAAUGUUGGAACAUGUGAUUCACAUGAUUCUAAAAAAUCAUUAGAUGCAUUUAUAAGCUAUCGACGAUCAAAUGGUUCCCAGCUUGCAAGUUUACUGAAGGUUCACCUACAGUUGAAAGACUUUUCAGUAUUCAUUGAUAUUGAAAGACUUGAAGCUGGAAAAUUUGAUUGCAAUUUGUUGAAUAGCAUCAAACAAGCCAAAAAUUUUAUCCUCGUUUUAACUCCCAAUGCUUUGGAUCGCUGUUUGAAUGAUGAUGAAUGCAAAGAUUGGGUUCAUAAGGAAAUACAAGAGGCAUUAGCAAGCAAGUGCAACAUAAUACCAAUUAUGGACAACUUUCAAUGGCCGGAUCCGGAAAAUUUACCUGAAGAUAUAAGAGCUAUCUGUUACUUCAAUGGAGUCAGAUGGAUCCAUGAAUAUCAAGAAGCCUGUGUCGAUAAACUUGAAAGGUUUAUGAGAGGGGAAAUUAAUAGUCGCAUUGAUUCCAGCCAUCCAAAGAAUCUACCUCACCAUGGAGUUCCAGGUACACCGGGAACACCAAUAAAACCUCAUGGAUAUCCUAGAGCUGGAUCAAUAGACGGACUCAGAUCUCCUCCAGAAGUGUCCAAAUUAAUUGAAAAAGGAUAAAAUAAGUUAAUAAUGUUAUAGUUAAAAAAAACACCAAACACUGGUAACGUUCAAGUGAGAAAGAUUUUAUCGCAUUGUCUGGUGUGAUGUAAUUAAAUUUAUUGUAAAGUAACACUGAUAAAUAUUGAAACUGUUUCAAUGAAACAUGGAUAAUCAGCUAAUCUUUCUAUGUCAUUGAAGUAAUCAGGAUGAAUGAAAAGCACAACAAUUCAAUGUUUCUUUAACCAAAGAGUCAAUCAAAUAUUAAUAAUAAUAACAAAUAAGUUGAGAAAUUUUUCUCUCUCUCUUUAUAUUAAACUUUAUUUUUACGCCAUCUUCAGGCUUCAUUGCAUACCAUUAUCAUAUCACAAUCUUUUAGUUAUUAUGAUUGGUAAUGAUCAAUUUACUGGAUUAAGUUUCAUUCAAAUUGUAAAUUUCACUCUCAAUUUAUCAAAAUAAUUUACACUAAAAUCAAUUCGACCGAUUGAUUUAGCAAACAUUUCACCUGUUAAUAACCACCAACAACUUGCAAGUUAUUGAAUUAUUUCCAGUUACAACACAAGAAAAAAUAAUCAAUCUUUAAUUUUAUUGCCACAAUCAGCGAUUUAUUAGGUAUAAACGACUGCAAUUAGGUGAAGAUUGAGUCUAAUUUGCUAAGUCAAUCAAGAGGUUGAAUGUAAUACAGAAACAAAUGAAAAGCUGACUACAUGAAUUGAUACAGAAAUUAAUUAACACUUGACUUGUUGACAAUUGUUGAAGUGUAAUUAGCUUGUGAGGAUAUUUAAAAUUAUCAUCAAUGGAAAGCUGAUUAAUCAGUAAAAAUGUAUUAAAAUUUUUCCACAAAAAAUGGAUUCAUUUUUAUCUUUACUGCUAUUUAAAUGAAUGAAUAAAUCUCAUUGAUUAAUCCUCUUCCCUAUCAAUUGAUCACUAUAAUCAGUGAAUGUACUUUAUUAAUACAAUUAAUAGUUGACUAACAGCUCACAAUCACACACACACAACGGCAACAAUCUAAUCCUUUCAUUUCAUUUCAUCUUCAUGAUUUCAACCCUUAACCAUCUUUUGUAUCGUCAUUCAUGUAUUCAUCAUUAAAUCACUUAACAAACCCAUCAUCAAAUUAACUAGAACCGUUAAUAUGGUUUGCUUGAAAUAUUAACUUGAUCACGAAGCAUCAAUGAUACGGUUAUAAAGCAAGUUACCUUACAUAUCAUUUCACUUUUAAUCAAACAAUUUAAGCUAAAUUUGUUUUCUCCAAUAUUAUCCUUUCAUCUUGUAUUGGCUGAUUAAAUCAAUUUAACCCGGUCUUUCAUCGUUCAUUGUAAUAUGAAAAGAUGAAAAUCAUGAAUCAGAACUGUUUUUUUUGCUGCAAAAAGUCACUUUCUUUUUCAUCAUUCAAACCUUAUUAAAAUAUCAUAAAGAAAACCCUAAUUGUGUCAAAUUUUAAUAAGAUAAUCUCUAAUUUUGUACCUUAAAUGGUCAACUUAACCAGUAAUGUAUUGAAUGAUGAUAGGCAAUCAUUUAAAUGGUAUAAAUAUAAAUUUGAUUUGUCUCGAUAAUCAUCAGCUGUACCUUUUUUGAAGUCUUUUACAUCUCAACAUUCAUUGAUUUAAACAAUUAUUAUUUCACCCUAUUUUACACCAAUCCAUAUCAUUACCUGUUUAUAUUAUUAUCAUUGUAAUUGUAGGCUCAGGUUAACCGUAGAUUAAGACUCGCCAUGAUUAUGAAGAAAAAGAUAAAACUGGAAAUGUUUAAAUACGAUCAGCUAACUCAUCAGAUCAAUCAUUUACCUGGAGUAACUUAAUCUGGUCAGUUGUUGGUCUUUUAGGCAUUUGUAAAACAAUAUUUUCAAUUUUUAUUCAACUGUAUGUUUCCGUCUUGUUUGUGAUUGACCACCAUCAACAACGUUGGAUUAUAUUAAAAAAAGUCAAAUUUUUCCACUUCUUCAAAUCAACUUGUUUUUACCAAAUUGUUUCUCUUCCUUCUUGAUUCUAAUAGUGUUUAUCGUUCGCGUUUUUUUACCAUCAUAUUCAUUUAAAUAAAGUCCAGUGAACAAUUUAUUGAUCAUUACCUCAGUUCAUCUCAACAAACCAACUAUGACAGUCAAUCGUUUCAACUGGCUUUUUACCAUCAACUUCAUCUUAAUAGUGUUUACUCUUGUGUUGAUUAACAAUGUUGACCAAUCUAAAGGAAUGAAGAAGCGAAUGUUUAGCAAACUGAAACGUAUGUUCAACCCAAAAGCCAAAAAAUUGAUCAUUUUACCGAUUCCUAUUCCGUUUAUGAUGGACGACAAAAAAUUUGGUGGUGGUCUUGGUCUCAUGGGCGGUGGUAUUAAUUCAAUGUUGUCAUCGACCUUUUCAUCUUCUUCUGCUCCACAAAUGGACCCUUGGAUGAUGAUGUCCAUGAUGGAUUGUCCAGAAAUGAUGACAAUGGAAGAUGUUGGUCACAAGAAACCUUCUCCAAUGGGUUCAAUGGAUCUUGAAGGUUUCCAUUCGUCUGGCAAGGAAGGUAAAACAUUUUUAACACCUCCGUCCAGUUAUGCAGGUCAUCAUCAAGAGCAGGGUCAAACAGUUGAUAAAAGCUGGGGUUCACCGGGAGUCAACAGGGGAAAUGAACCUGUCAUUGAAAAUCCUAACUUUACUGGGUCAGGAUAUAGAGGUGGACAUCAACAAAGUAAAACAUCCACGGGACCAUCCAAUCCAACUAAUUACUUCAAAGGACAGACCAAGGAACAAUCACCGACAGGUUAUUGAAUUGUAAUUUAAUUUGAUCACCUAUUGAGGUAAAAUUAGAAAAAAAAGUAGAAAAAUAAUCAAUAGUUUAAAAUUCAUUUAUUUACUAAAAUAAUGUUGAAAAGGAGAAAAUUUGUGAAUUUGGUUUAAAAGGUUGAUUUAAAGAAAGUAAGAGACGAAAUAAUUGAAAAUUAAAUUUAGCUUAUUAUUUGUAAUUAUUAAAUCAUAUGUACAAACAUUUUGGUGAACAAAACAUGGGCAAAAAAAGAGGAGAAAGUUUUUAUCCAAGGAGUUUGUUUACAUGAACAAAAUAACUACAUUCUUCUAGUUAAAGUCAAAUUGAUUUUUGUUCAAUAGUUUUGAUGUUUGUGUGUUUUCUUUGUAUUGAAUAUAAAUUGUAAUUUUCCGUUUUGUAUUACUUUUCGAUAAAGAUUUGUUUCUUU
Molecule: messenger RNA, 6603 nt
Organism: Tetranychus urticae (two-spotted spider mite)
Lineage: Eukaryota; Metazoa; Arthropoda; Arachnida; Trombidiformes; Tetranychidae
Gene: Sarm
Product: sterile alpha and armadillo motif
Biological process (GO): signal transduction; response to axon injury; negative regulation of MyD88-independent toll-like receptor signaling pathway
Cellular component (GO): dendrite
Molecular function (GO): protein binding; signaling adaptor activity; NAD+ nucleosidase activity
Source: RefSeq, a predicted model, not a curated record